AUGGCGCUCAGAGCUCUUGUUCCGAACGGGUUCCUACUGCUGAGAGAUAACGAGACAUGUAAUGGCGAACCGCUUGCUUUCGCACUUGUUCGAUCAUUCAAAUCAUUUGUCGUUGUUACUAUUCCUGGUAAAGAGAAGGUCCUUCGAAGGCGAUAUGGUGCAAGAUGUGAAGGUGCAACGUUCAUUUGUCUCGAUUACCAAGCAACAAUGGAAAUUAUCCAUGCCAAAAUCGUCACAGGCUCGCCUUCAUGCUGUAUACUAGACUGCAUGGACGUGUUUGUUGAUAAGCACGGGGUGGAUUCGAUAGCUGCGUUUAUUUCACGUUUGAAAGCCAAGUUCCCCGUCAUUGCCGUCUGUUCGGAAGCUUCCAUUGAUGAAGAAGAAUACAAUCGGUUGCGUGCCGUAGCAAAUUCUGUAAUCAGGCUUCAAAGACGAGGGAAUCGCUGUGUUUCGGAACUGGUGAUGUAUAAGAAGAACGGGAAACGAACUAAGGCGACGGAAGCGUUCUCCAUAAACGCUGACUUGGAGAUAUUCACUGAAAAGUUCGAACCAUCUGAUGUCAAUUCUGUGGCGGCUUCAGAAAAGCCUAGUAUAGCAACAAUGGACAUGGAACCGGAGUUGAGCGAAAAAGAGCUUGCCGCCAGAUCGCAACUAAAUCUUCCAUUUACAUCUCAGUUCAAGCAAAGCCAUCUCAAUAACCUCCGUUUGGCUGAUCGAAAAGUACGCGUAGGUGGUCAGAUCAUCUACACACCAGAUAAAGAGGAUGACCUCGACGAUAGUGACCCAGACGAAGAUCUCAAUUUGUGA
Messenger RNA from Haemonchus placei, 807 nucleotides. Lineage: Eukaryota; Metazoa; Nematoda; Chromadorea; Rhabditida; Trichostrongylidae. The record is from the annotation of a GenBank genome assembly.